UGUCGCUAUCCGGUCGUACAGUACAAGUUGUCCUUGAGCUUGGUUGGAGGAGCGCUAGCGAAGUCUCCAUGUAACGUCGCUGUCGCUGUCGCUGUCGCCGCCCGUCAGUUACUCUCCCAACCGCCAAUCUCUUCCCCGCCCGCCCGCCGCCGUCUGAGACCGCACACCAUCCCUGACCAUUCAUCCCCCCUUACCCACACCGUCUUCCACAAUCCCAGUCUUCCUGCACGCGUGGAACCCCCAGCCUGCCCGCGACAGCGAGCUAGAGUCACUUGCUCCUAGUCAUCAAGCAGCGCAAGCGGCGACUCAAAUCGUCAGCAAGCCAUGGCCUCGUCGGCGUCUUUCCCACCUCCGCCAGUUUCUAGCAUUGAUUGGAACAACAUUGGCUUCAAGGUCUGGGAAGUCAAUGGUCACGUCGAAUCUCGCUUCUCCCACUCCUCCAGCCCACAAUGGUCUCCUCCGCAGUUCGUCGCAUCUCCCUACCUUCCCAUUCAUGGAAUGGCCCCCGGCCUCAACUAUGGCCAGCAGGCGUAUGAAGGGAUGAAGGCUUUCCGCCAUGCGCCUACCGAAUCGCAUCCAAAUGGCCGCAUCACCAUCUUCCGCCCGCACAGGAACGCUGAGCGCAUGCAGCACUCUGCCCGGUUCAUAUCCAUCCCUCCGGUGCCGGAAUCCCACUUCCUGGAAUGCGUGAAGCUGGCGGUCUCUGCGAAUGCCGGCUUCGUUCCCCCACAUUCUACCGGCGCCGCAAUGUACAUCCGACCCCUCAUCUUCGGGUCCUCCGCGCAGCUUGGCCUCUCCCCGCCCGACGAAUACACAUUUGUCGUCUUCGUCAUGCCCACGGGCGUCUACCACGGCGUGCACGCGGUCAACGCCCUCAUCCUCGAAGACUUUGACCGCUCGGCCCCCGACGGCACUGGCUCAGCCAAAGUGGGUGGGAACUACGCUCCCGUCCUGCGCCAUAGCGAGAAAGCACGCGCCGAUGGCUACGGCAUCACCCUGCACCUAGACAGCAAGACUCGCUCCGAGAUCGACGAGUUCUCCACCUCUGCCUUCAUCGGCGUUCUCAAGGACGCGUCUGGACACGUCACCCUCGUCAUCCCCGACAGCAAGAACGCCAUUGACUCUGUCACUGCUUCUUCCAUCAUGGCCAUUGGAAGCAACAUGUUCGGCUACAAGGUGGAAAAGCGCCGCGUCCCCUACGAUGAGCUAAAGGAGUUUUCCGAGGUCAUGGCCGCGGGAACAGCCGCAGCGUUGGUUCCCAUCAAGAGCAUCACCAUGAAGUCUCGAAACGACGUCUUCAACUACGAAGCCGGCGAAGGUGACUCGGGCGGCGAGGUCUACAAGAAACUCAUCCAUGCCUUGAAGGGUAUCCAGCGAGGAGAGAUUCACGACAAGAUGGGUUGGCUGGUUGAUAUUGAGCCAGUGCCUGCCGGCUGGGUGGAAGCCUCCAGGGGUAAAGAAGCUGACGUGAGCAUCGCCAACCUACCGUAAUUCUUGAUUGCACCGCAUACUCUUCUUCUCCAACUCCUGAGUGAAGGAAGUUUAUUGCUUCGAGGAUUAUCUGGUGCUGUUCUCUAAGAGCAUUCCGUAUUCAUCGAUGCAACAAAAGGGAUUAUUCAACAUUAGCGGAACGGCGUGAAAAUUAAAUGGGCAAAAAGGGUCUUUAUCUCCUGUGAUAUAUAUGCUCGGGCCGGUUAAAAGAUCUCAUCCUUCGGAAUUUCGUUAAUUAGAUUUCUUUCGGGCCAAUAGUUAUAAAUCCUGCAAGACAA
Molecule: messenger RNA, 1769 nt
Organism: Coccidioides posadasii C735 delta SOWgp
Lineage: Eukaryota; Fungi; Ascomycota; Eurotiomycetes; Onygenales; Onygenaceae
Biological process (GO): branched-chain amino acid metabolic process
Molecular function (GO): branched-chain-amino-acid:2-oxoglutarate transaminase activity
Source: RefSeq, a predicted model, not a curated record